Messenger RNA from Juglans regia (Persian walnut), 1680 nucleotides. RefSeq lists its product as uncharacterized. The record is from RefSeq and is a predicted model, not a curated record. NCBI's taxonomy places the organism in Eukaryota, Viridiplantae, Streptophyta, Magnoliopsida, Fagales, Juglandaceae. Bases 1 to 1680 code for a protein of 559 amino acids. Gene Ontology annotation, molecular function: zinc ion binding; nucleic acid binding. The transcript is spliced from 3 exons.
AUGGUGAGACCAAGGAGGCCAAUUGAUGUGCCCGAGGAUGAGUUACCUAGGGGUGAUGGGAACUACGCCAUGGGUGACCAGAGUAGGGCAGUGCAGACUGGAUGCACCAAUGAGCGCUUCUUGGCGCAUAGGACCCCUGCCUUUAUUGGGGAUGAGGAUCCAUUAAAGUCCAGAAGAUGGAUUGAAGACCUUGAGAGGACGUUUGAAGUAUGUGGGUGCAUUGAAGCCCAGAUGGUAUUGUAUGGGAGUUAUAUGCUGCAAGGUGAAGCAGCUAAUUGGUGGCAGACGAAGCGGCAACUCCUAGAAAUGGAGUUGGGAUCUUUUGCUGCAGUGUCAUGGCAGCGUUUUAAGAAGGAAUUUGACGACCGUUUCUUCCCUAUUUCGGUGAGACGACAAAAGGCUAGAGAGUUCAAUGAUUUGGUUCAAGGUGAUAUGACGGUUGAACAAUAUGCAAGGAAAUUCAUGGAGCUUGGGCAGUUCGCUCCUCACCUCAUUGCCACCAAAGAGUUGCGAGUUGAGCGUUUUCAGGAGGGUCUGCGCCACGAUAUACGUAGACAAGUGGCUUGUCUUCAGAUUAUGGAAUUUCAGAAGUUGGUGGACUUGGCCAGUAUCACAGUGCGGGAGAAUAACUUUGCAGUGGGCUCCCCUCCGGGCCAGAAAAGGCGGAGUUUUGUUGGCGAGGGAAGCAGUUCUGGAUCUCCACAAAAGAUUGUUCAGAGGACUGGGGCCCGUUCACAGACAACCUCCGGUGUUCGUGCUAGAGGCCAGACUCCAGUGUGCCCUAGGUGUAGUAGAGCUCAUGAGGGCGAAUGUGGUCAGCGGGGAAUUCAGUGUUUUAGAUGUGGCCAGCCGGGUCACUUUGCUCAUGAGUGCCCCAAUCAAGCUCAAGGAGGUAGAGGAGGACGACGUGGUGGCAGGGACGGCCAGAGGCAAUUGGUUCAAGCACGGGUCUAUGCUAUGACCCCAGGUGAUGUGGACCAUAAGGAUCCAGAGACCCACGAUGCAGGGGUGAUUACUGCUUCAAGUAGAGUUCGUAUAUAUGAUUUUUAUGCAUGUACCCUGUUUGAUUCUGGGGCGUCUCAAUCCUUUGUGUCCGCUACGUUUGCACAGAUGUGCAACUUAAUCACAGAACCUCUACCACAAUCCUUGGUGGUGGCUCUUCCCAAUGGCGAGAUUGUGUGUUGCUCCAAGGUUGCUUUGGGUUGUCCUUUGGUUUUUGGUGAAAAGACACUUGAGGCAGAUUUAAUUGUAUUCAAGUUGUUGGGGUUUGAUAUAAUCCUGGGUAUGGAUUGGCUGCAUCAUUAUUGUGCAAACAUAAAUUGUAGAAGUCGGGUGAUUGGCUUGCAGCUUCCGGAAGGAGACUAUUUGGAAUUUAUGGGAAGUAAAUUGAAAGCGAAACCGGUAGUUAUAUCGGCUGUUCAAGCAAGGAAGGAUAUAGCUUGUGGUGCAGAUGCUUAUUUGGUUCAAGUGGUGUCUACACCGUCUGAGAAGAGGUCUAUAGUGGAUAUUCCAGUUGUGGAAGAAUUUCCUGAUGUGUUCGUGGACGAGUUACCCGGGCUGCCUCCAGUUCGGAAGAUGGAAUUUUCUAUUGAUCUGGAACCUGGGGCGGCUCCUGUGCAUAAGGCUCCUUACCGCAUGGCACCGGCCGAGUUAAAGGAGUUGAAGACUCAAUUGCAAUAA